AACUCACUGUUGUCCUGUACUCUACAUGCCCAGGAUGACUCAUGAGUUUUAAUGAGCUUUAAGGAAACUGAAAUUAAGCUGAUGAUCGUCUGAGGACUUGGCGGUGUCCUCCUUUUAUAAUCAUCUGAUAAUAAUGUUAUAAGGAUGCGAGAUGAGCGUCUAUGCCAGAUGUGUACACGCUCCCUCAAUAAUGUCCCCGAACAGGCCGCGCUGUAAAGCAGCCGACAGGUACAGGAGUUCAGGUCCUGGUGUACAGGGACUCCUCAUAUGCGCCGUACCUGUGUCUUUAUAAAGCUGGCAGGAAGCAGAGAGUCGUCUAAAUCCCACACCGGGACAAAUUCACACAUCCAGAAGCCAGGCUACAUCUCCUCCAGCUCCGUGCCCGAGUGGCCUGACUAUAUUGAGAUUAAGGAUGAGGAGCAGAUUGAGGGUUUGAGGAGAGCGUGUCAGCUCGCUAGACAUAUCCUCCUCCUCGCUGGAAGCAGCCUCGAGGUUGGUAUGACAACAGACGAAAUCGACUUCAUCGUGCACCAGGAGACGAUCAGACACAAUGCCUAUCCCUCUCCACUGCACUAUGGUGGAUUUCCCAAGUCUGUGUGUACAUCUGUCAACAAUGUGGUGUGUCACGGCAUUCCAGACAGUCGGCCACUUCAAGAUGGAGAUAUCAUUAACAUAGAUGUUACCGUUUACCUGGAAGGUUACCACGGCGACACCUCAGAGACAUUUCUUAUUGGUUCGGUGGACGAGCGAGGUAGGAAGUUAGUGGGCGUGACACGACAGUGCAGAGACGAGGCCAUCGCUGCGUGUGGACCAGGACGCCCACUAUGUGUCAUCGGCAACACCAUCAGUGAAAUCGCCCAUUCGAAUGGCUUGUGUGUGUGUCCAUAUUUCAUUGGCCAUGGCAUCGGGUCUUACUUUCAUGGUCACCCCGAGAUCUGGCAUCAUGCCAAUGAUAAUGGCACGCUGAUGGAAGAAGGCAUGGCCUUCACAAUAGAGCCCAUUCUGAUGGAGGGAACCUCUGAAUUCAAGAUCCUCAGUGACAAGUGGACGGCUGUCUCAAUGGAUGACAAAAGAUCAGCCCAGUUUGAGCACACAGUCGUCAUCACUUCUGAUGGUGUGGAGAUUUUGACCAAAUUGGCACAUGAGGACUGAAUGUGGUCAAGUGUGUUGUUUGAGUGAAGAUUUUAUAUGAGGUGUAUAGUAAAGUAAAAACUUUGUGUUUAAACGACUGUUCAAAGAAGUUGCGAAGUCUCUCUGUUCAAAAGCUAUUCCUGAUUAAAGAAAAAACUAAG
This is a messenger RNA of Neoarius graeffei (lesser salmon catfish), 1292 nucleotides long. It is a transcript of the gene metap1d, whose product is annotated as methionyl aminopeptidase type 1D (mitochondrial). Gene Ontology annotation, biological process: proteolysis. The transcript is spliced from 9 exons. Lineage: Eukaryota; Metazoa; Chordata; Actinopteri; Siluriformes; Ariidae. The record is from RefSeq and is a predicted model, not a curated record. Gene Ontology annotation, molecular function: metalloaminopeptidase activity. The coding region runs from base 268 to 1152 and encodes 294 amino acids.